GACGUCACGCCCAGAUGUUCCCCAGGCCGCGCCCCGCGGGGUCCGGGCGGCUCCGGGCAGCGAUAGCGGGGAGCGCCGGGUCCGCUGUCACAGCGCGAUGGGAGGGCUGCGAGACCGCAUCGCCAGCUCAUUGCCUUCUUGAGAAAACGGCACUAAUACAUGCUCCGAGCAACAAGCUGCCAGUGCCAGGAUCUAUCUGCUGUUCUUUUUCUCUUCCAUUGGACCGCCAACGCUUUUUCGAUUUAGUGACAAGCUGGGUGUGAUCGUCACGAACAAAGUGUGGGUUUGAUGGCUGCGAUAUCAGCCUUUACUCCUACAAACCGAUCCUAAGAAAUAAGGGAGGGAAAAGUCUGCUUGUGUAAUCUUUUUAAAAAGGGAAAGAGCGCUGUUGUGUUGGUUUUGGUUUUUUUCUCUUUUUUUUGUCUUCGUCUGUUUGGAUUUCUUUUUAAACUUAUGAAAAAUGGCAACAGCAGCAUAUGUGGAUCAUUUUGCAGCAGAGUGCCUUGUUUCUAUGUCAAGUCGUGCUGUUAUCCAUAGUCCCAAAGGGGAGCCUGAUCCCCAACCUGAUGCAGCAAUACUUCCUUCAUCCAAUGGAGAAGAUAGACGGGAAGUCAGAGAAACCGGGAAAGACAAUGGAUCAUCAUUACUUGUGGUAGCUAGUAUUUUAGCAGAUCUGAACCAGCAUGUCCCAAACUCACCUGCUCUAAGGACGGAAAAAACAGAGACGCUUGAUAUAACAGAACAAAUACACAUUUCUAUUGCUCCUAAGGAGUUUGGGGAAGAAAGUCUGUCUUCAGCUGGUAAGAGCGAAGGAGAAAGAGCAGCCACACCUACUAGCCUGGCUGCAGUAACUGAGCCAAGCCCCAGACAAAAGAACAAACGCAUAAGAAGCUGGACUGACCCUGGAUCACCCCAGAAAAAGCACAAAUGCCACUAUGUGGGGUGUGAAAAAGUUUAUGGCAAAUCUUCCCAUCUUAAAGCUCAUCUAAGGACCCAUACAGGUGAGCGGCCUUUUGAAUGCAACUGGCAGGGCUGUAACAAGAAGUUCGCUCGCUCGGAUGAGCUGGCCCGGCACUACCGCACUCACACCGGAGAGAAGAAGUUCAGCUGCCCGCUGUGUGAGAAACGCUUCAUGCGCAGCGACCACCUGACCAAGCACGCCCGGCGCCACGCCAACUUCCAUCCCAGCAUGCUGAAGAGGCGGAGCGGCAGCGGCUCCAGGACAGGCUCUGUCAGUGACUACAGCCGCUCGGACGCCUCCAGCCCCACGAUCAGCCCCGCCAGCUCCCCAUAGACUACCUGCACUGGAUGUCAGCACUUUGCCUCUAAUGCCUAACAUGGAGUUUUGUUUGUGUUGCACACAUUUAAAAAACUCUGUUGCUUCCCCGCCUUCAGUUCCCACCCUCUCUUUUUUUAAAAAUCAGUAAAUAGCUGCCUCCCACUGCAAUUUUUAGUCAGAUUUUCUUUACCCAACCACACAAGUGGCUAUUCUAACCUCAUGGACAGACAAACUUACAUGUUACACUUAGUGACUCCUGCUGUCUCAAUAUUUCAUAUAUUUUGCAACCAUGUAUGGAUCCUCUUCAUUAUUCUUUAUAAGAAAAUGAAAAAAUCUAAAAAAAGGAAAAAAAUCUGCUUAAUUCACCUCAGGUGUCGAAGUAGUUUGUAAAACCGGAUUGCACAAUAUAAGCAUACAUACACUUAAAAAUCAACUGUGUUGGAUUUGUGUCCCCCUUCUCCUUUCUCAGGGAUGGAUAUUUAUGUUACACAAUAAUUACAAUGAAGACACACCCUAACCACGGCCUUACUCUGUAAAUAUAAUUGCACUCAGAAGCUUUUUGUUAGGUUCUUUCACACACUGGGGAAAAAAUAAAAAACAAGCAAACAAUACAGAAACCAGCCCAAUACUGGAAUGUAGUACUGGACUCUUCCAUUGCUCAUUUUCCUGAUUAUACACCUGUGUUGGGGAGUCUCCAAACAGGAAUCUUGUCUUUCUUCAAGCUGCCCUCUGCCUAUGGUAGCAAGCUGUCUUCUCACUUCAUGCUGAGGAUGCUCCAAAACCAACUUCCAAUUGCAAAAAUCUCUGUGAGGUUGAUAAACUUGUUUGUUGGUUUGUUUCAUGCUAGAUAAAAUUCUGAGAAAAAUUUUUCAACAAGAUGCCUUAAGUGAGUAACCUAAAUCACAAAGAAACAAAUUUACACUGGGUAACGUUUUAUGGCAAGGUGGCCUGGAAUCUCGGAGGCAUUCUGUUGUCAACUCUCUACAAGCUGUUAAGCUGUCUGCACUGCCUGUUCAAUAUGGGACCAACAGAAUAUUCAAAUCAAACCACACUGACUUGAACAAUUUCCUUUAUUUCUUCUUCCUUUGUUUUGUUUUGUUUUUUAAUUAACUACAGAAAUAGCAUUACUGAACCAAUGCCCACCAAAACUGUUAUCAAGGUACUUACUUACUGUACAGCUAUAUCUUAGAGAGAAGAAUUGGCCAAGACAUAGUUUCUGUAUGGUUGUUGAAAGAAGGAAGUGAAAAUCAUAAGGUAUCUUCUGACUGGAAUAAUAAAAUAUGCAUUAAGUUUAAUAUAAAAUGACAUUAUAGCUCAGCACUACUUCAAGUUUCUCAAAAAUACACAUACCAGCAUAAAGCAAGGUGCUUUUAUUUCUGAAUAACUGCUUAAUAACAGAAAGGGAAUAUUGGCUAGUUUUCAAUAACUUUCAAAUAUUUAACACUAGAUAGAGCACAAGGGUUUUUAUGUUUUAUAUGGUAGAAAAUACAGUAACAGACCAGAAACAUAGUGAUGUACAGAAAACCUCACUGGCAGCAAAUACACAUUCCUUGGUUUGUCUGGGUCUGAUGGUGCAUAUUAUCAAUUCAGGUCCUUUUGAUUCUGGAAUUUUGGGAUGUUUGCUGUUUUUUUCUGUAGGGUAUAAAUGCAGUUAAGUGUAGCAUGGUGGAAAGAAACUCUCUAUGCCAAACCUGUCAUUUGAUAUUAAGUGAAUGCCUCCAGAUUCCCAAUGAACCUGUAUUUUACUUGCUGCUUUGCAUUGAUCCAGUUUUGCAAGGUUUUAUUGUACUGUAUGUUAACUGUGAGAAGCUAAUAUAGAUGUCCAAGUAGUUUCAUAGGUACUUCCAUAAUACACAUUAUUCCUAAUACUACACCUUCUAUUAUUUGUACAGAUAAAUACUCUAAGUAUUUUUCAGUACAAAUACAACUAUAAAUCUAAACAAAUGCAGAUCUUUCCGUAUCUUUUUCAUGUUAAUUUGCUUCAGAUUUCACCUCUGUUAAUUUCCCCCUUCGAAUUGGAAGUUGUGAGAGGUACAAUUCCACUGUUUCAUUUCACAGAAAAUGAAAGAACAUAGUAAGGGUUUUUUGCAAGAUGACAAAGAGAAUUAAUGUGAUGAGUUGCCCAAGCUCUGGAGCUGGGGGAAAACCAGAUCUGUUGGCCUCGUCAGAUUUCCUGUUUUCUUUUUUUUUUUUUAAUCUCAUGUGCUGAGAUGCACAAUUUUAACGACUUGAUAGAAUUCAGGUAACAGGAAUUCACAUUCCAAUAAUUUCUGUCACUCCUAGAAGUGCUCUUGUGCUGUAGUUAGUAGAGAGGCAUUUCACAUAUCUAGCUCAAGGAAUUCUACAGGUCAGCUCUGUCUUGUGUACAUACUUCAAAACAAGUCAAACACAUUUCUCAUUAUCAUUGUAUCUUAAGAGAGGUACAUGGAGGAGAGGGGGAACAAGAAAAUCAAAAGGAGCACUAAGUAUUGGCAAACAUUACAGGCUUCAUGUUCCAAAUUCAUUUUGCUGUAAAAUCACCUGUUCCAACAAGACCAUCAUUUAAUCUUCAGGAAAGGAGGAACCACUCAAUUUCAUUGAUUUAGGACUUAAUAAUUCAGCAUGAAUCCGUUUAUACAUUACAAACAAGUUGUUUUACUAGCCUGGAGAAGGAAUGUUUGCACCAGGUUUUAUCAGUACUGAAAUUAUAAGAUAUAAAGGUUUUGGGUCAACCUAUUCUGAGGGACACAGAACUGUGUAAUCUUUAACUCAAACAGUUAGGUAAUAUUUUACUCAUAUUCUUCAUAGAUUUUACUAUUAAUUUUUCAAGUUUAAGCAGGAGAAAAUAAAUUGGUUCAAAGUAAAAUUUUCAGUUAAGUCAGUUCAUUUAAUGAGAACACCAUGGGGCUGUACAUAGCCAACAUAACAACACUUUCAGAAAAUACUCUCAAAUUGGUCAUUAAAACUUUUUUGUUUUUACAUCUCAGCUGUAAAUACCUCAGGAUGUAUUAGGCUGAGAGUCAAGUUACUGUGUUUUAAAAUCCCGGAUAGAGUUUCAAAUAUUUCCAUUAAAGGUUUAAUACUUUAUAGUUUUAGGAUAAAAUGAUAAAUUCCAAACCACUUGUAUUUUCCAAAAUUGAAUGUAAACAAAAACUUAUCUUAAUAUUUUCAUAUGAGAAAAGGGUGGGGUUUUCUAGCAUCUGCUAGAAAUGUCUGAUGAUCAGCAAGGUCAUUAGACUCCAUUCUCAUGAUGGUUCCUCCUGAGUUUUGCAGACAUGAGAAGUCAGAACAGCUCAAAUUAUGUUUUGAAAUCUGUUUGCUGAUCCAAACUAACCUCAGAUUCUUACUUUCUGUUGUUUCACCCAGCAGUGAAUCUAAAUCAGUCUUCUGGCACAGCAACAAACAUGUCACACUCAGGAAAUACUGCUCUGGCAAGGUGCAGGUUUCUCCAUCUGGAGGAGUGUGCAUCUCUCCUGCCUCCUCCUUUCCCCAUGCAAUCUGUUGAGGUGUUCUCACAAAAUACAACAUUACUGUGAUUUUUUUUUCAUUUCAGAUUAUAGCAACAGCUUUAUUAUUAUUUAAAAAAGCCUUGGAAAGUUUGUUUUUCUCCAGCCAUGAUUCUAACUUCUCUAAAUGUUGAGCUGAACUGCCUUUCUACAGGAGAUAGGUGCAAGUGAAAAUAUUCACCUUGCUACCAGGUGAAACUGAAGAUGCUCUUAGAAACUCGUUUACCCCUUCCAUUAACCUCUCCCUGUGCAAAGGCCUAAUGGCAACAUGAAUCCAGUUUUCAUCCUGCUUCUUAGAAAGCAGUCCUGGUAAAUUCCUGGCAGCUAGAUUUUGUAAGAAUUUUUUGUAUCUGCAAAUUAAUUGUUCCUUGCUUCUACAAUACAUGCCUAGUAUCUAUUUACAUAACUGCAAAGGUAUAUAUUUAUGACAAGUCAUCAGAAGCCUCUGUUUGAUGGUAACACCUAUUCCUGUCUAAAUCCCACCCUCUUUUCUGCAUUAACCCUUGCAAGAAGUUGUAGCUAUGUGAGCCUCUGCACACCUUUAAACCUCAUUACCCUCUACCCAGCUGUUCAGCACUCUCCUUGUCUCACACAGCCAGGCAGUAAAGGCUGUGUGAAGACCAUACUUGUGUCACAACUGCUCGUCUCCAGUGUUUUGUCAUGAGUUACAGGAUUUGUACUUUGUGAAGUGCAGUGUUGUUUUUGCCUUUUCAUUGCCAUUAGAUUUACUAAUUUCAUCAGGUCAUGCCUACAAACUAACUUUCAGGUGCUCUUUUACUCCAUCACACCAUCUGUUUGUGCAUUAGGUGCUAACAUCUAGUCUAUGUCAGUGAAUGGUAUGAUGAACAUCUGUAUUUGUAACUCUCGGGGAUAAGAGCUAUAGCCUUAGGCAGAAGAAAAUACCCAAAUUAUUCUUGUUUAUCCCAUAAGUCAGAAUAUAGAAUGCAAAAGCCCAUCCACUGGUAUAGGUUUUUAUAAAUAUAUAUAUUUAUAUAUAUGGAUUUAUAUAAGCAUAUGCACAUAUAUAUAAAAAUAUAUAUAUAUAUGUGUAUAUUGUAUAGUGUAUGUGUGUAUACAUAAGUACACAGCAGUGUGUCUGUACUACACACUGACUAAUGAAGGGAUGUCUACAGAGCAAAAAUAGGUAUCCAUUUCAUUAUAACUGGUGAUGGGCCUGAACCAAAUUCCUAGAUCCACAUGCCAUUGCAUUUGGACUUUUUGAACCUGUUGGAGAUUUGUGGUCGAGUUUCAUCUCUGGUUACAGGUGCAUUUACUUGCGUACACUGUGCAUGUGGGGACGUGUGUGUUUGUGUGCACAUGUGCUUUUCCAGCAGCACAUGCCCGAGUGGGGGACAGAGGACACGUGUGCUGGGGAGUGUGCACAUAUUCACAGCUAAACUUACAGCUGCAGUGAGCUGUGAAGCUGCAAGUGUCACCCUCACUUGUACAGGUUUGUCAGCAGCACAUGAAAGCUUCUGUGGCUCACUUUUCAACUCUUUAAAUCACUACAUUGAAGUAUUACAGUUGUACAGUUAUAUGUUCAUCUAUUCUUGCUCUGCUGUAACUUUUUAUGUAUUUUGUAUUGCAUAGAUUAUAUAUUGUGAUAAUGUCCUAUGCAACUAUAAAAGGAAAAAAAUGAAAAAAGGAAGAAAAUUAAGAACUGUAAGAUAUUGUCUUAACUUGUAUGCAUGGUUAGUGAGGUUUACAUUUUCCAAAAUAAAACUUAUAACUAUGAAAUGUUGGUUUUCUCCUAAUUUCCUUCUCUAUCACCUAAAAAGCAUCAAUUGUUAAUUUUUCUGCUGUUCAUUGAGACUU
Messenger RNA from Serinus canaria (Common canary), 6579 nucleotides. It is a transcript of the gene KLF13, whose product is annotated as KLF transcription factor 13. The coding region runs from base 461 to 1294 and encodes 277 amino acids. The transcript is spliced from 2 exons. Gene Ontology annotation, biological process: regulation of transcription by RNA polymerase II. Gene Ontology annotation, molecular function: DNA-binding transcription factor activity, RNA polymerase II-specific; RNA polymerase II cis-regulatory region sequence-specific DNA binding. The record is from RefSeq and is a predicted model, not a curated record. NCBI's taxonomy places the organism in Eukaryota, Metazoa, Chordata, Aves, Passeriformes, Fringillidae.